This is a messenger RNA of Symbiodinium sp. CCMP2592, 840 nucleotides long. The record is from the annotation of a GenBank genome assembly. Lineage: Eukaryota; Dinophyceae; Suessiales; Symbiodiniaceae.
AUGCUUCGGAUUGCCUGGAACGAGGUGCAGCCGCCUGAAUAUUUGGGUCUUGAUGGAUCCGGCGCGCCUAAGAAGGAGCUGCGCCGCCCAAAGAGCUCGCGUGGACCAUGGGAAAAUUUCCGUUCGACCACUACCUCCAACACGGUGGGUGGAGGCGGUCGCGUGGGCUCUCCGACGAGAAUGUCCAGGCGUCAGGCUCCUUUGAAAGAGCCGAAGGCUACAGGUUGUCAGAAGGCACCGACACCUUCUUUGAUUCCUCGCGAUGGCGGCCGAGUCGCUGCAUUGCAGGCCCGCACCAAAGAACUCUGUGCACAGCGCGAAGAAGCGGCAGAGCGCGAGCGACUGCUGAGAACGGACCUGCUGAAGGCAGAAGAGGAGAUCGCCAACUUGACGAAGGAGCUGGAGAACGUUCGAAAGGUUUUGGAGGCCGAGUUCGCCAGGCGCACGGAGGCUGAGCAUCAGCUCGAGCUCAAGAGCAUGCACUUGGAGGACUUGCCAUCCAUUGUGGCAGAAGAGUGGUUCCGUGUCACUGAGUUGAUGAGACGCAAAAGACUCCAGAGCACGGAAGGCAAAGUGGAUGUCGGCUUUGACAUCCAGAGCUUGCCGUUGAGUGUGCCAGCAAGCGUCUCGCAAAGCGUCCAUGGCAGUGAGCCAGACGACAUGCCCGGAAGCAAGCGCAGCGAAGGGAUCGCCAGCCCUUGGCUGCUGAACAGAGCUGUUCGACAUUGCCCCCUGGGCUUGAGCGAGAUCUCACUCUCCGAAGCCGAAAGCUUCUCCGUGACGGAGAGUGUGGUGGAAAGGCUACCAAAAACCGCCCCGGGCCUUUGCCCCGGGGACUAG